GUGCGGGGUUCCCUGGCCCCUUUGGCAGGGGUAAAACAAUAAGAGGGGGCGGUGGCAAAGGGGGCGGGACGUCCGUGUUCCUUGUCGUUCGCCGCAGUCCCUGGCGCCCGGGAAGAAGUGGUUGUGAGCGAAACACGCUCACUGCAAUCGUGUUCCUGAGGCUUUAGGUUUAUUGGUGGGAGGCAGCGGCAAGCAGAAGAAAUCUUCUGCAGCUGCGUCUCGGCGACUCUCCUGCUGACCUCCGCGCGACGUACCCGCCGCCGCUGUUGGUUGGAGCAUUUGACAUUGUGCAGCAAAGAAAUGGUUAUGGAGAAGCCGAGUCCGCUGCUUGUAGGGCGGGAGUUCGUGAGGCAAUAUUAUACUUUGCUGAAUAAAGCUCCAGAAUAUUUGCACAGGUUUUAUGGCAGGAAUUCUUCCUAUGUUCAUGGUGGAGUAGAUGCUAGUGGGAAGCCCCAAGAAGCUGUUUAUGGCCAAAAUGAUAUACAUCACAAAGUAUUAUCUCUGAACUUCAGUGAAUGUCAUACAAAAAUUCGUCACGUGGAUGCUCAUGCAACCUUGAGUGAUGGAGUAGUUGUGCAGGUCAUGGGUUUGCUGUCUAACAGUGGACAGCCAGAGAGGAAGUUUAUGCAAACCUUUGUUCUGGCUCCUGAAGGUUCUGUUCCAAACAAGUUUUAUGUUCACAAUGAUAUGUUUCGUUAUGAAGAUGAAGUGUUUGGAGAUUCUGAACCUGAACUUGAUGAAGAAUCAGAAGAUGAAGUGGAAGAAGAACAAGAAGAAAGGCAACCAUCUCCUGAACCUGUACAAGAAAAUGCCAAUAGUGGUUACUAUGAAGCUCACCCUGUGGCCAAUGGCAUAGAAGAACCUUUGGAAGAAUCUUCUCAUGAGCCUGAACCUGAGCCUGAAUCUGAAACAAAGGCUGAAGAACUGAAACCACAAGUGGAGGAGAAAAACUUAGACGACUUAGAGGAGAAGUCUACUUCUCCCCCUCCUGCAGAGCCUGUUUCCCUGCCACAAGAACCACCAAAGGCUUUCUCCUGGGCUUCAGUGACCAGUAAAAACCUGCCUCCUAGUGGUACUGUUUCUUCCUCUGGAAUUCCACCCCAUGUUAAAGCACCAGUCUCACAGCCAAGAGUUGAAACUAAACCAGAAGUUCAGUCUCAGCCACCUCGUGUUCGUGAACAGCGACCCCGGGAAAGACCUGGCUUUCCUCCUAGAGGACCAAGACCUGGCAGGGGCGAUAUUGAACAGAAUGAAUCUGACAGCCGUAGAAUAAUCCGCUAUCCAGACAGUCAUCAACUCUUUGUUGGUAACUUGCCACAUGAUAUUGAUGAAAAUGAAUUGAAAGAAUUUUUUAUGAGUUUUGGAAACGUUGUGGAACUUCGCAUCAAUACCAAGGGUGUUGGGGGAAAGCUUCCAAAUUUUGGCUUUGUGGUUUUUGAUGACUCUGAACCAGUUCAGAGAAUCUUAAUUGCAAAACCAAUUAUGUUUCGAGGGGAAGUACGCUUAAAUGUGGAAGAGAAAAAAACAAGAGCAGCAAGAGAGCGGGAAACCAGAGGUGGUGGUGAUGAUCGCAGGGAUAUACGGCACAAUGAUCGAGGCCCUGGUGGUCCACGUGGAAUAGUGGGUGGUGGCAUGAUGCGAGACCGUGAUGGAAGAGGACCUCCCCCAAGAGGUGGCAUGGCACAGAAACUUGGCUCUGGAAGAGGAACUGGGCAAAUGGAAGGCCGCUUCACAGGACAGCGUCGCUGAAGUUCCACUGUUGGCAAAGCCUUGGCGCAGUGGUACAUUAUCAUCGUGUUUGCAUUCUUGUUAAUUUUUUUUUUUUUUUUUUUUUGGCUUUGGAAUGUGACACAGCCUUUUUUAUCAUUUCUUUGAUGUGAAAAGCAUCUUUUGGUUAUCAGUUAAAUUGAAGUGGACAUUAUUUCCCCAAUUUCACAACAGGAGUCACAUGGUUAACUUAUAAAACUAGACUUGGAGAAUUACAGACUGAGAAAUGACCAUAUCUUAAUCUACAACAAAAUGAACUUAAAAGGACAGAUCCAACUGAAUUCAGGCCCUUUGCGUUUUAAAAACAAAUCUUCCGCUGCACAUUUUGUUUUAAGUGUUACUGUUUCUGCCUAUUAAUGUUGGAAACACAAAUAGUGUGCAAUUUGUGCAAUUGGAGAAUCUUGCCCUUUUUUUUUCCUCUUGGCUCCCCCCAGAAAUACAAAUGAACAGAAACUUGUUAUCCACUCAUCAGAAUGUACUAAUGGGUACUCUCAACUCAUUACUAUUGACAUCUGCAACAAGAGGCAACAGGGGGGAAAAAAUUCAUCAUCUUUUCCAGUAGAGAAUAGUUGUGAAAGAAAUGAGGGCAUUUUAUCUGCUUGCUGUGACCAGCGUGUGUACACAUAAACCUUAACAAGACUACAAGUAUAUUCCAGAAGGAAGUCAUUUAGUCAUGAACUAAAUAACACAUAAUUCAGAACUUCAAAACUAUGGUCUUUGAAUAUUAGACCAGGUUUAAUAGCUCCAUAACUAAGAUUUUUCUACCUGCCCCUCUUCAGUACAGGGAUGGCUGGCUGCUCAACACACUCCUCCUACCCCUUUUCCUUUCUUUAAGCUGUGUACAGUGAAAAUUGUCUUUACUGUAUUUUUGUUCUCUGGUAAUGUAAUAAGCAUGAUGGUGCCUUCUAUUAAUACAUCAUUCCAGUCUUGCUGGUAAUUUUUGUACAGUAUAGUGUAUGAAUUGCUGUGCUGCAAAGCCAAACAGCUGCAAAAUAUUGAAAAAUCAUUGAAGUGUAUAAAAAUUGCAGUAUCUUUAAAAUCAGUAAAAUUAACUAGCAUAUUAUUUACUUCGUUUUUUUGUUAACAAUGUUGUGUUCUCUGUUCGGGGGAGUUGUGUGUUUGGGAGGGAAAGGGAAGUAGGAAGUCAACUUUUUGAGUAUGACUCUAGUUGACUUUCUCAACAAGAAUUUGAACAUUGAAGUGUAUGACUUGAGAGGUGCUUUGAAAAGUCAGUCAACGUGAUGUACAGUUUUAGUGACAUUUUAAAAGCAGUCAGAUUCCAUAAAUGGCAAGUAAGCCUGAAUAGAGGAUACUGCAAUUUUCACAGCAGCUCUUUAAGUGUUCGAAUUUUCUACUGGGGGCAGGGAACUGUCAUUCAUUUUGCACAAUUCUUGAACUGAUGUCAGCACCCGAGUGGCUCUAAAUUUAAGUCUGGGAUGACAUCUUUUAUUUUUACAUGAAUCUUUAAACAAUUCUGUGAGCAACGUUUGUAGCUGCUGGAUUAUUGUCUGUCUUUAUAGCAAGCUCCAGUAAAUCACAGGUAUGGUGAAGGAUAUCUAAUUUUAUGCUUGGAGCAUGCAGUACGUACCAGUUUCUGAUGUUUUGGGUUAGGAGUGGGAUAAAUAAGUGUGACUAUUAAAGCUGCUUUGUUAGCAUGGAAGACUUCUCCAUUCUAUAUUGGUUAAAAACAAAUUGCAGUUGCCCUAUUUGCAAAUUAGAUAGGAAUUAAUUGUGUAACUGUACUGUCUAGUAAAUUAGCAAAUGAUAACAUUUUAUUUUUCAUGUUCUGGGCAAUAUGAUUAAAGUGAAAUCUUUUUUUCUCCCUUUAAUGAGGUCUUCCAUGUUUGAAGAAAAGUUGUAUUGCACUAUUGGAUAUAGUUUUGAGGACACAUAUUUCUAUUUUUUGAGUUUAAAGAUUUUUUUUUUUCAUCUGUUUGAAAGUUUUACAUAUUCAGAUGUUAGGUAUAGUACUUGAAGUUUUCACUAGAAGCUUACUUUUGAGUUUUGAAGCCUUUAUUCAAACUGCUUUUAAAUAAGUGGCUUAUUGUCAGUGUUCUUACCCCUUUACCCCCAAAAUUAGUGGGGUAUUUUUGUUCUUGUUGUUGUUUCUUUCCAUCAUAUCUAUAUAUAAAAUGUUUAGACUCCUUCCCUCCUUAUCCCAUGUAUUGCCCUGCUACUCAUAAAACUAUAUAACUAUGUUUUGGCACCAAAAGUAAUGACAGAUAACUAAGUGUAAUGAAAAAUUAGAGCAAAGAGCCAUUCAGCUUCAGUCUUUACAUACCGUGAAUAAAACAUCAUACGGAGAAGUUUACAUGGUGAUUGUUCACCUGCAGUACUGUGGACUUUUAACAUUAUGUCCCCCUUUCAGUGAAACAGAGCAAAAAUAAUCAUCUACCAUUACUGUUAUUUGCUGAUUUUGGUUUUUUGUUUGUUUUUGGGGGUUUUUUUUUGAUGGUAAUAAUCUAUCCUUUUGACACUAUUGCAACCAAAUUGACUUUACCAUCUUGGCUUUAGUAGGUAUAGAAGAUAAUGGAUUACCAUCUUUAUUGCUGUAAUGUGUUAAGCAUUAUAUGCUAGUAGAAUCUAGUUCAUUGUUUUAGGUGGAAAGUAUUCUUUGGGUUUCCAUUUUGAAUGUGUUUGGACUAAACAUACAAUAAACUACUGAUGUCUGCAGCAUUUAUUUAUCUAUGUCCCUAA
Elephantulus edwardii (Cape elephant shrew) is the source of this 4464-nucleotide messenger RNA. RefSeq names its product GTPase activating protein (SH3 domain) binding protein 2 (gene G3BP2). Gene Ontology annotation, cellular component: ribonucleoprotein complex; cytosol. Bases 301 to 1749 code for a protein of 482 amino acids. The transcript is spliced from 12 exons. Gene Ontology annotation, molecular function: mRNA binding. The record is from RefSeq and is a predicted model, not a curated record. NCBI's taxonomy places the organism in Eukaryota, Metazoa, Chordata, Mammalia, Macroscelidea, Macroscelididae.